AUGAAUUAUAAAUAUUUUAUACUAAUCUUAGGAUGUGUCCUAAUAACAAUUAAUGGAAGCAAAUGUAAAAAAGUAAUUAAUUCUGAUGCUGUUUAUAUAUUUGAUGAUUUAUAAACAAAGGAAUAUAAAUAAAUUCUAAACGGUAUUCUUUAUUGAUAAUUUAGAAACAAGUACAUUAUAUUUCCGAUUUUGUUAAUCAAUUCUAAAAUGUCCACAAAUAACAUAUAAUACAUUUGCUGUAAUUAUAAAUAAUGAAGGAACACCAGAAUAAUAAUGCAUAUCAUUGAUUAAUACAAAUUAAUACUUUGCAGAUUCAUUUGAACUUAUUAAUUAAGAUCAAUCUAAUGAAGGUGUGCAGGCAGAAUUUAACAAGUAUUGAUAUAAUUUCAUUAAAAAAUAGUACAUUAAAUGGAUUUUCAGUAAAAUAUAUACUUAAUUGUUAAGAUGAAUAAGAAGGUAUUAAGAUAUUGGAUAUAUCCUAUGAAAAGGAUAAACAAUUAUACACUAUUGAUAUGGAAGCUGAAGAUGGAUGUCCAUUAGUUUUAUUUUCUUAAAUUGUUUAAUUUCUAAAUGACAAUAAGAAAUUUCUUUCUGCUAUUCUAAUAAUAAUUGGCUUAACAGAAUGCUUAAUGGGUAAAUAAAUCUUAAAGCCAACUCUAUUUAUUUUUGGUUACUUAAUUGGCUUUUUCUUUUCACUUUAUAUAUCUAGUGAAUUAGAUAUGGGAGACAAUCCAUUUUAUUUAUGGAUAGCAUUAAUAAUUUCUGUAUUAAUUGGAGCAUUUGUAGGAGGUUUAUCUAUGCAUCUAGAUAAGGUUGGAAUUGUUGCAAUAGGUAUUGGACUAGGAGUAGUUUUGUCAUUACUUUUAUGGAAUGCAUUAUUGGUUCAGUUUAUUACAUCAUAAUAUUUAUUAUAUUCAAUUAUAGUAGUUUUAAGUUUUGGAUGUAGCGUUCUAUCGUUUAGAUUAUUCGAUCAUCUAAUCAUUUUUAGUACUAGUUUUUUAGGAGUAUAAAUAUAUAUAAAAACCAUAUAUAGUCAUACUUAGUUUUUAAGGCAAUAGGUUUGAUAGCUGGAGGGUUUCCUUCAGAAAUAAGAAGUAUUUCAGGAAAUUCAGAUUACAGAUAUUAUAUUUAUUUUACUUGUAUUAUAAUUUUAGCUUGUUUUGGUAUCUUCUACUAAUAUAAAUAAUGGGGAUAGAACAUAAUAACUUAUGAUUAAAUUGUAUAAUCAAUGAUGAAUGGCAAUUAACCAAAUGAAGUCAAAGAUUCACUUUUAAAUGAUCCUUAAAAUACCCAAGACUUGAUUGAAUUAAAAGAGAUAUAGUAAAAAUCAGAAAUAAAAGGAUUUUAGUGAAAAUCAAAAUGAACUUUAUGAUUAUUUUAUAAACUUAGAUAAAUAUAAUAAUUAUAGAAAUAGNUUAUAAACAAAGGAAUAUAAAUAAAUUCUAAACGGUAUUCUUUAUUGAUAAUUUAGAAACAAGUACAUUAUAUUUCCGAUUUUGUUAAUCAAUUCUAAAAUGUCCACAAAUAACAUAUAAUACAUUUGCUGUAAUUAUAAAUAAUGAAGGAACACCAGAAUAAUAAUGCAUAUCAUUGAUUAAUACAAAUUAAUACUUUGCAGAUUCAUUUGAACUUAUUAAUUAAGAUCAAUCUAAUGAAGGUGUGCAGGCAGAAUUUAACAAGUAUUGAUAUAAUUUCAUUAAAAAAUAGUACAUUAAAUGGAUUUUCAGUAAAAUAUAUACUUAAUUGUUAAGAUGAAUAAGAAGGUAUUAAGAUAUUGGAUAUAUCCUAUGAAAAGGAUAAACAAUUAUACACUAUUGAUAUGGAAGCUGAAGAUGGAUGUCCAUUAGUUUUAUUUUCUUAAAUUGUUUAAUUUCUAAAUGACAAUAAGAAAUUUCUUUCUGCUAUUCUAAUAAUAAUUGGCUUAACAGAAUGCUUAAUGGGUAAAUAAAUCUUAAAGCCAACUCUAUUUAUUUUUGGUUACUUAAUUGGCUUUUUCUUUUCACUUUAUAUAUCUAGUGAAUUAGAUAUGGGAGACAAUCCAUUUUAUUUAUGGAUAGCAUUAAUAAUUUCUGUAUUAAUUGGAGCAUUUGUAGGAGGUUUAUCUAUGCAUCUAGAUAAGGUUGGAAUUGUUGCAAUAGGUAUUGGACUAGGAGUAGUUUUGUCAUUACUUUUAUGGAAUGCAUUAUUGGUUCAGUUUAUUACAUCAUAAUAUUUAUUAUAUUCAAUUAUAGUAGUUUUAAGUUUUGGAUGUAGCGUUCUAUCGUUUAGAUUAUUCGAUCAUCUAAUCAUUUUUAGUACUAGUUUUUUAGGAGUAUAAAUAUAUAUAAAAACCAUAUAUAGUCAUACUUAGUUUUUAAGGCAAUAGGUUUGAUAGCUGGAGGGUUUCCUUCAGAAAUAAGAAGUAUUUCAGGAAAUUCAGAUUACAGAUAUUAUAUUUAUUUUACUUGUAUUAUAAUUUUAGCUUGUUUUGGUAUCUUCUACUAAUAUAAAUAAUGGGGAUAGAACAUAAUAACUUAUGAUUAAAUUGUAUAAUCAAUGAUGAAUGGCAAUUAACCAAAUGAAGUCAAAGAUUCACUUUUAAAUGAUCCUUAAAAUACCCAAGACUUGAUUGAAUUAAAAGAGAUAUAGUAAAAAUCAGAAAUAAAAGGAUUUUAGUGA
Molecule: messenger RNA, 2658 nt
Organism: Paramecium primaurelia
Lineage: Eukaryota; Ciliophora; Oligohymenophorea; Peniculida; Parameciidae
Source: the annotation of a GenBank genome assembly